Molecule: messenger RNA, 678 nt
Organism: Malaya genurostris
Lineage: Eukaryota; Metazoa; Arthropoda; Insecta; Diptera; Culicidae
Exons: 1
Coding region: 1-678 (225 amino acids)
Molecular function (GO): nucleic acid binding
Source: RefSeq, a predicted model, not a curated record
AUGUUAAACGAGUUCCUGCAGCUGUUUCAAUCGCAACAGAAUCGGGAUCGCGUGAGUCGAGAAUGUGCAGAUCAAGGUAUUCAAUUUAAAUUUAUUCCACCACGUUCGCCACAUUUUGGUGGCAUCUGGGAGGCCUCGGUCAAAUCUGUAAAAACGCACCUUACUCGCAUACUGAAAAACGCACUCGUGACCAACGAACAGAAGCAGACUUUAUUAGCUCAGAUUGAAGCAUGUCUAAACUCAAGGCCCUUAACCCCGCUGAGCAACGAUCCCGAAGAUUUAGACGCAUUAACUCCAGGUCAUUUUUUGACGCACCGACCAUUGACUGCCAUCCCCGAGCCGUCUUAUGAAGAAAUUCCUACCAACCGUUUGUCACAAUGGCAAACCAUUCAAGAAUAUCUCCGUCGUCUCUGGAAGCGAUGGUCAUCCGAAUACCUGUCUGGGCUUCAGCAACGCACCCGAUGGACCCACGAACGAGACAAUAUUCACAUCGGUACAAUGGUACUAGUGAAGGACGACAAUCUACCACCGAUGAAAUGGCGUUUCGGCCGUGUAGUAGACAUCGCCCAUGGACAAGAUGGUCUCACUCGCGUGGUUAGCAUUCGCACCAAGGAUGGCGUUUAUAAACGGGCGAUCACUCGCGUCUGUGUAUUGCCAAUUCAAGAUAGUCAAGAAUGA